GCCUGGAAGGACCCGGGCUGUAGCGGCGGCCGCAGCCGCGGGCCCGGCUUGGCCCGGGUGAGCGCUACGGGCGGACGCGGUUUCGUGAGGGGCUCCUCGGGCAGGUCCGGCGCGUCGUGCAGCGCGGGUUGUGGCGUUGAUGUGCGCUUUCUCCUCCGCAUCAGGAAAUGGCAGCGCUAGGCAGAUCCUGCCAGGGUAUCCCGGCGGGCCCGGCCGUGGAGCUCCCCACAGCGCCGGCCGCUGCCCCGGACCGCCACGGCCCGCAGCCCUUAGCCGGCGGUCACGGCCGUCUGCAGCCACCCGGGAUGGUCAUGACAGGGAUCGGAAACGACGGCGUCGGUGGAUCCUCCGGCCUCUGUCUGCAGAGUAGCUUCGACCUGGCCUCCCUGGCCGCGCUCGGCAGCCACCACGAGGGGCUGACGGUGGCCCCGGUGAGCUCCUUCACCAGGAGCCGCAGCCAUGUCUCUGUGCGAUGUGGAAAGAAGCAUAAGCUAGAAGAAGAGGCAGAAGGCUGUCCUGUGCGGAAGAAGAGACUGACAGGAGCCAAAAAUUGCCCUUUGAAUCCCAACACUGAAGAAUGGAUUCUCUGUGCAGGUCAGCAGGCAGCUGGGGAGGUAGCAAGUCAGUAUGGUGGCAGCGGUCCUGAAACUGCCAUGUUAGAAAUUCCCUGUGAAGAAAUGGAUCAGACAAUGGGGGAACAGCAAUGCGAGGUUGCUCGCAGGAAACUUCAGGAAAUUGAGGACAGGAGCCGUCCGUCUAUGGAGCUGGUGCUUUGGAAACCUCUUCCUGAAUUUAUGACAGAUAAACUGAAGUCUGUUUCUGUUAAGAACUUCAAGCAGCAGAGUACAGAAGUGUGUCAGGCUAAGCAGCCAACACCAAGAGCUCCUUUUGACCCACAGACUGAAACGUUCCCUGCAUCACAACAGACUGCCAUGUCUCCAGAUCCAUAUGCUAGUUUGGGAAUAUCUGGGUGUGCAGAAGAAGAAAUGGAGUUGUAGAUGCCAGAUUUUAGACUGGAAGUGGUGAGCUUCUGAUGCUUAUUGUUGGUGUUUUUUGAUUUUUUUUUUUCUGGUUUGAUGUGUGAACCUGAAGUUACAUUAUUUGUUUUUUGUUUUCUUACUAACAAUCAUAAGCACACCACAAUCAUAGGGUGGCCAGGAAACACCCUAAGAUUUCUGUGUUCCUGUCUGUUAAAUAUUCUUACUUUUACUCAAAAGGUAAUUCAAAGGCCUUUGGAACAGGGAAGUAGCUUUCCAUCUUGCUUAAUGGUGAAAUAUCCUCUUAAUUGCCCUUGGUAAAGUAUAAAAUACAAAUACUGAAUGUAAUUGUGGCUUAAGCCACACCUUUCUCUUACUGAGCCAUUGAAACUAGUGCACAUACUAUGCUUGGCCAUUUGCUUUAAUUUGAAUUACAAAAUGUAAAGGAAGAAAUACCUUCAAAUCUGGUCACAGAUAGAAAAGCAACCCCUCUGGUAAUUCAGCUUUUCACACCAUCUUACCUGUUUGGACUUGAUGUAAACUCAGAUGUAGACAUUGUAAAAUCCAUGGGGUGGUAGGGAAGGAAUAUUACAGCUGAGCUUAAGUCUUUUGCUUUUUAAAAAGUAAAGCCAGUAUUUAUAACUUGCAGGAUACCUACUAACUUCAUCUUUGUUCAUUGGCUUCUAAAUUUUAUCUGUGGGUUUUUGAUGUUCCCCUCCUCAAACAAUGCAAAGUUUGGAGAAAAGUGGUUCUCACCAAAGAGAUUCACAGUUUACAUUGUGCUGGGAUUCUUUGUAUGCAUGGAGUUGGAAAGUCAGUUGAAGAUAGUAUAACUUCUGAUUAAAUGAAUGGCAUCCAUUAAUUUGGAUAAAUAUGAUAAGUAAAUCAGAUAACAGGGAGCUGCUGUCAAGUGCUGGACUAUUGUCUGUAUCCAAGUCCCAGCCUUUGGUGGUGAGGUAAAGGAGAUGGCUGUCUUUUUCCUGAGAGAAUCUAGACAAAAUUUAAGCCACAGUAUGUGCCAAUAAUAUAGCAUCACAUUGUUUAUACAGAUGCAUGCCAAAAGAAUUUUCUACCCUGUACAGGGUGCCAAGGAAAGGAAUCCACAAUGAGAUAUUGUUUGUACCUUUUCUCAAUGCACAGCAGUUCCUUAUGCUUAAGGUUCUCUAACUUGUUUAAGGGUUUUAUCUUUUAUUUAUAAGUCCUUCAGCUUUCUCAGAGAUAACUGAAUUGAGGCUUUUCUUAGGAAAUCCCUUUCCCAGUAACAGAUUCUGUUCAGUCCUACGUCCCAAUCUGGUUUUGACAUCUUGCUAACGUAAAGGAGCAAGUACAACAGCUGCUCAUGUAAGAAAAUCUACUCUUCUCUGCACAGCUAAGAGAGAAUCCUUCUUAUAAUACUCUUUAUUGUUGAAUAACCCAUAGCUGAAAGUUAAAAAUCGAGCUUCUCUUUCUGCAGUCAUCCUUUAUUUCCUUUUGGUUGUUCAAGAUACCUGUUUGUUAAACCCUGUUUAUCUUGCUGCUUUUGUUGAAGGUUUUCUGAAAUUUUCUGUCUCUUGAUAAAACAUUUCAGAGCUUCACUAAGACCACUCCAGCAUUUGAUUAGGUAUUACUCUGGAAGCCAGUAUACACGUGUGCCAUUCUAGAAGGUUUAAGUUGAAGAACAUGUGCAGCCUAUCUUGCUAUAAUGCCUAAUUUCAUUUCAGGGUCUGCUAUGAAUCUCUUGCAUGAACUGUGUAAAAUUCCUUACGUAUUAUUAAGCUGCUGAACGUGUUUGAAACCUACAGCCUUUGAUGUGCUCCAGUGCUUGAGUAGAACAUAAAGCAGUGUAGUUUGGAGAAGGCUGUAGUCACUGCAGGUAGAACAUGUUGUGCCUCCAAGUAAGUAACUGGGUGCUGGAUUGUAGUGAAAGUUCGAAGUUGGAAGUAUUUUAGGGGAAAGCUCUGAAUCCUAAAUAAGCUGAAAAGAAAGGAUGAAAAUUUCAAAAAUGUGAUGAAACCAUCUCAGCAACACUAAAGUUGCAACAGAUGUAAAAAACCUGUAGGAGGCCUAAAUAUAUCAAAUGAUGGAAGUUGUUUUCCUCUUAAAAACACCAAAUUGCAUAUCAGAUUUGCAGAAUAAGAAGCUGCUGUAGAUGGCUUUUAAGCAUACUUUUUUCUCUGCUAGGUUUGUACCAAAGGUUGACUUUCAGAGGUGUCUUUCUUCUUAAUUCAAUGCCAGUAGGGCAUCACUGACCUGUUACCUGACAUUUAAAACAAUAUAGUGGUGCACUGUUGACAGAGACUAUGAAAUGGAGAAAAAGUUGUCUAAGGAUUUUGCUUUGAUAGAAAACAUUUACUUUCAUUUUUUCACAAUGCAUUUCUGCCCUUAUGACAGGAGACAGUGGGUUUGAGUUGCUAAAAUUGAUAGAAGAGUGGGAACCAAGUGACAGGAGCACUGAGCUACAGCAAUCACUUGGGGAGGGUGAUUGGAUGAGAUCAAGCUGUGGGCAUUUCCAGACUUCUGUAUUUGUGAGUUUCCUUUGUUGUCUUCAUUAAAAGACUUUUAUUAAUGCUGUUCACAGACGGGAUGGCAGAUGCAAUGCAGUAUUAGGAGAAACCUUAUUUUGAAAUAUGGAAGAUCCAAUUCUGGUCUGUCUUCUCUUGGGACCAAAUCACCCUUUGUAUGUCAGUUUUCAAUAAAUUUUCUAAAAUAUUUUUUA
Sturnus vulgaris (Common starling) is the source of this 3672-nucleotide messenger RNA. It is a transcript of the gene CCDC117, whose product is annotated as coiled-coil domain containing 117. Lineage: Eukaryota; Metazoa; Chordata; Aves; Passeriformes; Sturnidae. The record is from RefSeq and is a predicted model, not a curated record.